Cladophialophora immunda is the source of this 981-nucleotide messenger RNA. RefSeq lists its product as uncharacterized. The transcript has 2 exons. The coding region runs from base 267 to 716 and encodes 149 amino acids. Lineage: Eukaryota; Fungi; Ascomycota; Eurotiomycetes; Chaetothyriales; Herpotrichiellaceae. The record is from RefSeq and is a predicted model, not a curated record.
GACUCAUUCACCACAUUCAUACAUAAGUUCGGUCUCGGUCGCCUCAAGCAACUGCUGGACGGUUAAUUGGUGGCAGAGAUCCCCCAAAGCCAUACAGGUACCCAACGUGGUUACUUCGUCUAUUAGGCUUCAGGCACAUGCCAGGCAGACAUCGAGGUAUUGAUCAAGUACUCCGUAUCCGUAUUCAUGGACUCCCUCUUCGCCGCUCGGCCCUUUGAAACAGCCAUUUCACUCAAAGAUACCCUGGAGUUGAGGAUUCCGUCACAAUGUCCCUCUCCCACGCAGUAAAGAUCAUCCCCUUCUUCACAUCGCCACACCUGACCUCGCUUCUCGACUUCUAUAGAAGCUACUUCCCAGACUUUCAGAUUUCCACGCACCCUGCCGAUACCGCGGAGCCGACAUUCGCGUCCAUCGCUGCGGGGCCCGGCGCUGCAGCCAACAUCUACAUCCUCCAGGACGAGAAACGCGCCCGCGGGAGCUGCAUGAUCAUGAUGAGCACUGUGUCUGCUCUAGAUGAUCUGUACGGGCGACUCGUUGGCCAGGGUUUGCGGCCUUCAGGCGCGGUCGACUGGACCGGGACGCCUCAGUCCGCCGACGAAAGUCGACCACAGACGGCUAUGGGACCGGCCGAAGACAAGACAUGGGGUUAUCGCCAGUUCGAUCUCAUUGAUCCGCACGGCAACAUGAUCGUCUUCUUCGCGUUCUUGGAGGAGUAGGAGCGGGUUGGAGGGAAGGAUGGUGGUUGGACUAGUAGGAGGGUGGUGUUGGCAGUUCGAAGGCAAAAGUUGGGAAUGUUGAGGGCCAGAAAGUAGAUGAUCAUAGGUCCAGGAGAGUUGCAGAGCUGAUCAGGUUUAAAAUGCAGAGAAUAGUGCAUCGGGAGUCACGUCCACCGACCAGUGUGAUAAUGUGAUAAUAUGAUAGUAAAAAGGGGCAGGGGGACUCGAUAGGCCAGUGUGGUGGAAAGGAGUACGGCAUUCCGAG